AUGUAUUCCAACCGUAAUUCCGAGGCAGAUUCUGAUGAGGAAUAUGACUCAGAAAGUUCCGGGAACUCAGAAAGCUCCGAGAAUUCAGAGCCGGCAUAUACGCCUCUGCAUAGUUUCUUUGAACGAGCCGACAGCGCAUCGGCAAAGAAACUAGAUCUCCCUUCUAGUUCAGUACCUCUGUUAAAAUAUCGGGCUCCAUCAGAGGUUUGCAAUACCUGUCGGCGCCUGUUACAGCUGAUUUCGAACGUUGUGGCAACAGGCAGCCAAUUCGACGGCAAAUAUUACGAAAGCUACGCAGCUGUGAAAUCGUCCGCCGAGGAUGGAUGUGGAAUCUGCUCAAUGCUUCUCCGCGAGUUUCGAAUUGAGCUAAAGGAUAAAGUCAAGCCCGGCAAAAAGAUGAAAACAGCGACACUACAUGCCAGUGGAUCUUCAUUUUCGUGGCAGGUAGCGAUUCCUUGGAUGGACGGCGAUCCAACUCCAGGAUUCACACACCUGGAGCCUUGUGGCGCAGAGGAUCAAUACUGCUUGACGGCUAGGACUGAAUCAUUCGUGGCAGGUUCACAAAGUCUGGAUUACGAUUCCCCAGUUCCAAACACUCGAGAUGCUUUAACAUUGUGCAAAAUUUGGUUUCAAAACUGCCGGGAUUCGCAUGAGACAUGCAGUCUUCCACAUGCUGAUGUAGCUGAGGCCAGCCCUACUGCUGCAAGACUUGUUGCGGUCUCCAAUGGAGAAGCUCGGCUUUGUCUGCCUGAAGAGCUGAGCCCUAAUAGCCCUUACGCAGCCCUCAGCCACCGCUGGGGCUUCCUUAAUUUCACGACGCUCAAGAAAGACAAUAUCAAUGACUUUCAAAAACGAAUCCCGCCAGAAGCUUUAACAAAGACUUUCCGAGAUGCCAUUGACACUUGCAGAUACCUUGAUAUUCCAUAUAUAUGGAUAGAUUCUUUAUGCAUAAUUCAAGAUAGCGCAGAGGACUGGGCGCAGCAGUCAGCCCUAAUGGCCCAGAUAUAUGGGCAAUGUGAUCUAAAUAUUGCAGCUACUUCUGCUGAAGAUGGCAGCGUUGGAUGUUUCUUUGACCGGCCAAGAGACUGGACAGUUCAGAUACGCCCGCUUCCUGAAAAAGACGACCUGAUAUUUGACUUUAUGCCAUCUCCCUUGAUAAAUCCAGAAUUGGACGUAUUGAAUAACCGCGGUUGGGUUGUACAGGAGCGCUACCUGUCAAAACGGACUCUUCAUUUUACCGCCAAGCAGGUAUUCUGGGAAUGUGACGGAGAAUCGGCGUGUGAGACCUGCCCUGGCGGAUAUGAAAGAAGACCGACCAACUUUUGUCCCUAUGAGCUCAAACGAAACGGCAUGGACCGAUCCAACUGGGAUGACCUUGUGAGCCAGUACUCGGGAGCCCGUCUCACGCAAUCCAGUGACCGGCUCAUCGCUAUAGAAGGGCUCGCAAGAUCUAUACAGGCGACUACAAACGACGAAUAUGUUGUCGGAAUGUGGAAGGAAUGGAUUGAGAGGCAGCUGGCUUGGUCUCCUUCCGAAGAAUUCAGGCCCAUUCCUAAUACAUCAUGCCCUUCCUGGUCAUGGGCCUCAGGCAUUGGUAGUGUGAGCCUCCCUUUGGUCUGGUUUGAUGGGCAUACCAACUCGCCCACUCAUAUUACACUCCAUGACCUCCAAGUGCAGUAUUUCACAGAGAACACCUUUCGGGACGUCAAGAGCGCUGUGAUUCGCCUUCGCUGCAGCUACCUUCUCCGGGCAGUUCUUGAGCCAGUUGGAGAUUCGCCCGACGUCUAUUACAAGGCCAGAUUCGGAGAUCAAAAGUUUGAGGAUGUUUACUUGAAAAUUGACAACCCUGCCAUUGCCAACAAGGCUCAGGUCAUUCCUGCAUAUGUUUUGGUUAUAGAUGAGAGAAGUGGAAUACUUCUAGAGCCUACAACUCAGGCAACUGGACAGUAUAGGCGGAUAGGGUCGUUGUUCACUUUUCAAGACUCUUUUGCAGAAUCAUUAGCAUUUGCGAAUUGUAUUGAGCAAAGACAACUUGACGCAUUCUCGGCUGUCGAGGAAGAUGAUGAAGGCAAUGAAAUAUAUAUUAUUGAUUUAGUGUAG
Molecule: messenger RNA, 2100 nt
Organism: Trichoderma gamsii
Lineage: Eukaryota; Fungi; Ascomycota; Sordariomycetes; Hypocreales; Hypocreaceae
Exons: 2
Coding region: 1-2100 (699 amino acids)
Source: RefSeq, a predicted model, not a curated record